AUGUACAUCCUGGAUCCCAUCUACAAGGUGUUCGAUGCCAUCAUGAACUACAAAAAGGAGGAGAUCGGCACGCUGCUGGAGAAGAUCGGCGUUACGCUCAAGCACGAGGAUAAGGACAAGGAUGGCAAGGCGCUGUUGAAGACCGUGAUGCGCACCUGGCUGCCAGCCGGUGAGGCACUGCUUCAGAUGAUUGCCAUCCAUUUGCCAUCGCCCGUGGUUGCCCAGAAGUACCGUAUGGAGAUGCUGUACGAGGGUCCUCAUGAUGAUGAGGCUGCCAUCGCUGUCAAGAACUGCGAUCCCGAUGGUCCAUUGAUGAUGUACAUCUCCAAGAUGGUACCGACCUCCGAUAAGGGACGUUUCUAUGCCUUCGGCCGUGUGUUCUCCGGCAAGGUGGCCACCGGCCAGAAGUGCCGCAUCAUGGGCCCCAACUACACGCCCGGCAAGAAGGAGGAUCUGUACGAGAAGGCCAUUCAGCGCACCAUUCUGAUGAUGGGUCGCUAUGUGGAGGCUAUUGAGGAUGUCCCAUCCGGCAACAUUUGCGGUCUGGUCGGUGUCGAUCAGUUCCUGGUUAAGACCGGUACCAUCACUACCUUCAAGGAUGCCCACAACAUGAAGGUGAUGAAGUUCUCCGUGUCGCCUGUGGUGCGUGUUGCCGUCGAGCCCAAGAACCCUGCUGAUUUGCCCAAGUUGGUGGAGGGUCUGAAGCGUCUGGCCAAGUCUGAUCCUAUGGUGCAGUGCAUCAUUGAGGAGUCUGGUGAGCACAUCAUUGCCGGUGCUGGUGAAUUGCAUUUGGAAAUUUGCCUUAAGGAUUUGGAGGAAGAUCACGCUUGCAUCCCAUUGAAGAAGUCCGAUCCCGUGGUCUCUUAUCGCGAGACUGUCUCCGAGGAAUCCAACCAGAU
Messenger RNA from Drosophila arizonae, 899 nucleotides. RefSeq names its product elongation factor 2-like. NCBI's taxonomy places the organism in Eukaryota, Metazoa, Arthropoda, Insecta, Diptera, Drosophilidae. The record is from RefSeq and is a predicted model, not a curated record.